UAAAACACAAAAACACAGCAGCCGCCAUUUUUCUCUGAGCGGAAGGAGGAAGAGCAGAGGGAAAACAUUAAACUCUUCAAGUAAAAACCCUCCAUAAAUACAUAUUUUCUGUCAUGGAGGUCCCCGGGCAGGACAGCGACUGGAGGAGCCCUCAGUUCCGACAAAAAGUCGUCGCUCAGAUUGAAGAGGCGAUGAGGAAGGCAGGAACCGCACACACCAAGUCCAGCCAAGACAUGGAGAACCACGUUUACGUCAAGGCCAAAUCCAGAGAGGAGUAUUUAUCUCUGGUGGCCAGGCUCAUCAUACACUUCAGGGACAUCCACAAGAAGGCACUCGGAGUUCAAGAUCCCAUGAAUGCCCUGACUAACCUGACGGGGGUUGGCGGGGGCCCGGGCGCCAUUGGCAUGGGGCCCCGCCCAACCGGGGCUCCAGUGGGUGGCAUGGGGGCCAUGGGGCAGAUGCAGAUAGGCCAGCAUGCCAUGGCAGGGGUGGCUGGAAACCCACAAGCCAUCGGGGGUCCAGGACAGAUGCCGAUGCAGCAGAUGGUGCAGGCGCAGCAACAGUCGCUCCAGUUCCAGCAGUUCCAGCAGCAGCAGCAGCAGAACGCCAUGCAGCAGCAGCAACAGCAGCACCAGCAGCAGAACGCCAUGCAGCAGCAGUUACAGCAGCAGCAGCAGCAGCUGCUGAGGGUGCAGCAGAUGCAGCAGCAGCAGCACCACCAGAACCAGCAACUUCAGCAGCAGCACCAGAACCAGCAGCAGCAGCAGCAGCAGCAACAGGCCCAGAACCAGCAGCAGCAGAACCAGAUGCAUCAGACGAGGAUUCAGCAGCAACAGAUGGUGCAGCUGCAGCUACAGCAGCAGCAGCAUGCCCAGGCUCAAGCCCAGGCUCAGGCGCAAGCCCAGGCUCAGGCGCAAGCCCAGGCUCAAGCCCAGGCCCAGUCCAUUCAGCACAUGGUUCAGCAGCAGCAGCAGCAGCAACAGCAGCAGGUUCAGGCCCAGGUUCAGCCUCAGCCGGGUCAGAUGCCUCCCCACCCUCAGCAGCAGCAGCAGCAGCAGCAGCAGCCCGGCAUGGUGCCCCAGUCUCUGGCGGGACAGAUGGCGUCCGCUCAGCACGUUCCCAUCAACUCGCUCAGUCAGCAGCAGCAGCAGCAGCAGCACCAGCUCAAGAUCCAGGCCUUCCAGCAGGCCCGUGCCCUGCAGCAGCAGCAGCAGGCCCAGCAGGCGCAGCAAGCAGCGCAGCAAGCCGCAGCUCAGGCGCAGCUCAACGUGGCCGCUGCAGCCAGCGUUCCUGGACAGUUGGUGCGUCCCGGGAUGCCGAUUCCUCCCCGGAUGCCUCGAGCCCUGAACCCCUCCAUCCCUCCUCCAAACGCUGCCGCCGCCGCCGCAGCAGCCGCUGCCGCAGCCGCCGCCGCAGCCGCAGCCGCCGCCGCCACCGGUGUGGGAGCACAGCAGAUGACACAGCAGGCACAGCAGCAUCAGAUGAUGUCAUCACCUUCACCUGUGCAGGUGCAGACGCCUCAGUCGAUGCCCCCCCCUCCCCAGCCGUCGCCUCAACCCCCCACCUCACAGCCCAACUCAGUCAGCUCCGGUCCCACUCCGUCUCCGGGGGGUUUCCAGCCCAGCCCCUCCCCUCAGCCCUCACAGAGCCCCGCCACCGCCAGGACCCCCCAGAACUACGGAGUCCCGUCUCCUGGACCGCUUAAUACUCCAGGUAACCCCAGCUCGGUGAUGAGUCCGGCGGGGGCCACGUCUCUGGAGGACCAGCAGUACAUGGAGAAACUCAAACAGUUGUCUAAAUACAUCGAGCCUCUGCGCCGGAUGAUCAACAAGAUUGACAAAAAUGAAGACAGAAAGAAAGACCUGAGUAAGAUGAAGAGUCUGUUAAACAUCCUGACUGAUCCAAACACCAGGUGUCCUCUGAAGACGCUGCAGAAGUGUGAAAUUGCUUUAGAGAAGCUGAAGAACGACAUGGCCGUGCCGACCCCCCCUCCCCCCCCAGUGCCCACCAAACAGCAGUACUUGUGUCAGCCGCUGCUGGACGCCGUCAUGGCCAACAUCCGCUCGCCCGUCUUCAACCACUCUCUGCACCGGACCUUCGCCCCCGCCAUGACCGCCAUCCACGGGCCGCCCAUCACCGGCCCCAACAUCUCCGGGAGCAAGAGGAAGCACGAGGAGGAUGAGCGGCAGACCAUCCCCAACAUCCUGCAGGGAGAGGUGGCCCGCCUCGACGUCAAGUUCCUGGUCAACCUGGACCCGUCCUUCUGCAGCAACAACGGCACCGUGCACCUCGUCUGCAAACUGGAUGAUAAAAACCUCCCCAGUGUUCCUCCUCUGCAGCUCAGUGUUCCUGCUGAUUACCCCGACCAGAGUCCUUACUGGGCUGAUGACGGGGACCAGUACGCAGGUGCGAACAGCUUCCUGCAGACAGUCCACCGGAACAUGACGUCCAAACUGCUGCAGCUUCCUGACAAACACUCAGUGACAGAGCUGCUCAACACCUGGGCUCAGAGCGUCCGCCAGGCCUGUCUGUCAGCCGCCUGAGGCCCCGCCCACUUCCUGUCUCCAUCUGCUGCAGACACAACACUACAGUCGGAGCAGACGUUACCGGGCGGCUGCUUCCCCUCCGCUACCUGCUGGACUUUUCUCCGUCGCAAAGAAAGAAAGAAAGA
Molecule: messenger RNA, 2671 nt
Organism: Sander lucioperca (pikeperch)
Lineage: Eukaryota; Metazoa; Chordata; Actinopteri; Perciformes; Percidae
Gene: med15
Product: mediator complex subunit 15
Exons: 19
Coding region: 114-2543 (809 amino acids)
Biological process (GO): regulation of DNA-templated transcription
Molecular function (GO): transcription coregulator activity
Source: RefSeq, a predicted model, not a curated record